This is a messenger RNA of Labeo rohita (rohu), 2261 nucleotides long. RefSeq names its product NOP56 ribonucleoprotein homolog (gene nop56). Gene Ontology annotation, molecular function: snoRNA binding. The record is from RefSeq and is a predicted model, not a curated record. Lineage: Eukaryota; Metazoa; Chordata; Actinopteri; Cypriniformes; Cyprinidae. The coding region runs from base 113 to 1747 and encodes 544 amino acids. Gene Ontology annotation, cellular component: box C/D methylation guide snoRNP complex; small-subunit processome. The transcript is spliced from 12 exons.
GAGACUAGAUCAUGUGGGGUUUCCUACUUGAGCGCAUGCGGAGUCCUUUCCUCUCCAAGUGAUCUGAAGGAACGGAGUGCUCCCUCGUGCGUGGCGCACGAGAUCGUUAAACAUGGUGCUUUUACACGUGUUGUUCGAGCAUGCAUCUGGAUAUGCGUUAUUUGCGGUCAAAGAAGUGGAAGAGAUUGGAAUGCUUCUACCUCAGGUGGAGCAAAGUGUCCUAAACCUUGGCAAGUUCAGUAGCGUGCUUAAACUGAGUGCGUUCUUCCCCUUUAAAUCCGCCCAGACUGCACUGGAAAACAUCAAUGCAAUCUCAGAAGGAGUUGUCCAUGCGGAUCUCAAGUUGUUCUUGGGGACCAACCUUCCGAUGGGAGGUAAAACCAAGGCUGUGUUGGGGGUGUCUGAUGCUAAGCUUGGAGCAGCGCUUCAGGAAGAGCUCAAUCUGUCCAUUCAGACUGGAGGUGUUGUAGCUGAGAUCAUAAGAGGUGUGCGUCUGCACUUCCAUUCCCUGGUCAAAGGGCUCACCGCUCAGGCUGCGUCUAAAGCUCAGCUGGGUUUGGGUCACAGCUACUCCAGAGCCAAAGUUAAAUUCAAUGUAAACAGGGCUGACAACAUGAUUAUACAGUCCAUCGCCCUCCUGGAUCAGCUGGACAAAGACAUCAACACGUUUUCCAUGCGUGUGCGUGAAUGGUACGGCUACCACUUCCCAGAACUGAUAAAGAUAGUGAGCGAAAACGCUACAUAUUGUAAGCUGGCCAAGCUGAUCGGGAACAGGAAGGAACUGACUGAGGAGAUGCUGGAAGCUAUAGAGGAGAUCACCAUGGACAGUGGCAAAGCUCAGGCCAUCCUUGAUGCGUCCCGCAGCUCUAUGGGUAUGGAUAUCUCUCCUAUUGAUUUGAUCAACAUUGAGAGUUUCUCCAGUCGUGUGGUGUCCCUUACAAACUACAGACAGGAACUGCAGGAGUAUUUGCGGUCGAAAAUGGGCCAGGUGGCGCCAAAUCUUGCGGCUCUGAUUGGUGAUGUGGUUGGUGCUCGUCUCAUCUCUCAUGCUGGCAGUCUGACAAACCUAGCCAAAUAUCCGGCCUCCACCGUGCAGAUUCUGGGGGCAGAGAAGGCCCUGUUCAGGGCGCUGAAGACCAGAGGAAACACGCCGAAGUACGGUCUCAUUUUCCAUUCAACAUUCAUCGGGCGGGCAGCUGCCAAGAACAAGGGUCGUAUCUCUCGUUACCUGGCCAACAAGUGCACCAUCGCAUCGCGCAUCGACUGCUUUUCUGAGGUUCCCACCAGUGUGUUCGGUGACAAGCUGCGUGACCAGGUAGAAGAACGUCUGGCAUUCUAUGAGACGGGGGAGGCGCCACGUAAAAACCUGGAAGUCAUGAAAGAAGCAGUUGCAGAGGCUAGUGAGGUAGCUGCCGAAAUCAAGCGCAAGCUCGCAAAGAAGGAAAAGAAGAAAAGAAAGCGUGAGCAGAGGAAACUAGAAGCUCUUUCCACAGCAGAAGGAGAUGAGGAUCUCAAAGCCAAUGGCGAGGCUGAGGAAAACGGAGAUGCUAUAAAGAAAAAGAAAAAGCAGGAGGACGAGGAUGUCUUAACGAACGGCGUUGAGGCCACGACGCCUUCCAAGAAGAAAAAGAAGAGGAAGAUUGACACCGUGGAGGCAGAGCCUGAGCCUGAGGUGACCGAGGAGGCUGAUGUGACACAGGUGGAGAAGAAAAAGAAGAAAAAGAAAAAGAAAGCAGAGGAUGAAUAAUCAUUCAUUCUCAAUGAACUUUUGGACUUUUUCAGUAUUGUACAGGUUUAUUUUUAGUUUCAGUUAUAAGUGUUGGACUCGCGGUCAAGUGUUGAAGAUGUUUGCGAGCAGAGUGUAAGAAAAGCGAUUGCGUUGAGAGCCCGUCACAUGUUUUUCUUUUAUACAAUCUUGCUUUAUUUCCUGUCAUUCUCACCUUCAUUUAUGUGCCUUGCUCUAAUAAAAUGACAGCCUUUUGGCAAUGAAAAGACUGAAGCUUGUCAUCUAAAGCUGCUUUGAUGAAAUGGUUUCACUUGCUCGUUUGGUUAUUCAUGGUAGUGUCUGAGCUGUUUGUAGCUAUGCAUAUUUUUAUACAUACAAAUACGGAGAUUAAACUCUUGCCAUGAUCGUAAAUGUGAACUGAUAUCAUGCAUGUGGUGUCUGCUUAAAGCUGUGUUUCCAAAGUACUCCAGCUAUUCUGAUUCAUAUUAGACAAUGCAUAAACAAUUGGCCUUUCAAUAAAUUCAUAUUCAAUUGA